Messenger RNA from Polyodon spathula (Mississippi paddlefish), 2739 nucleotides. RefSeq names its product collagen alpha-1(II) chain-like. The annotation marks the transcript as partial. The record is from RefSeq and is a predicted model, not a curated record. Gene Ontology annotation, molecular function: protein binding. Lineage: Eukaryota; Metazoa; Chordata; Actinopteri; Acipenseriformes; Polyodontidae. The transcript has 40 exons.
CCUCUCUUUUUCAUCCCCCCUCAAACCCGUGUGCUUGUCGUGCCUCCGCCAGCUGGCAGCUGCACACAGGACGGGCAGAGCUAUAGCGAUAAGGAUGUGUGGAAGCCCGAGCCGUGUCGAAUCUGUGUGUGCGACACCGGGACCAUCCUCUGCGACGAGAUAAUCUGCGAGGACAUUAAAGACUGCCCUAACCCAGAAAUACCUUUCGGAGAAUGCUGCCCCAUCUGCCCCGCCGGCGAGACCUCCCCCGGUGAGCAACCUGGCCGUAAGGGACAGAAGGGUGAACCAGGAGAUAUAACAGAUGUUGUAGGACCAAGAGGACCGGGAGGCCCAAUGGGACCUCCAGGAGAACAAGGACCAAGAGGCGAGAGAGGAGACAAAGGUGACAAAGGCAGUCCCGGCCCUCGCGGCAGAGAUGGUGAACCCGGCACUCCUGGCAACCCCGGACCCCCUGGACCACCCGGACCCAACGGUCCCCCUGGCCUUGGCGGAAACUUUGCUGCUCAGAUGGCAGGAGGUUUUGAUGAGAAAGCUGGUGGUGCUCAAAUGGGCGUGAUGCAAGGACCAAUGGGCCCCAUGGGUCCCCGAGGGCCACCCGGCCCCACUGGCGCUCCUGGCCCACAAGGUUUCCAAGGCAACCCCGGAGAGCCUGGUGAACCCGGAGCUGCUGGUCCCCUUGGUCCCCGUGGUCCCCCUGGACCUUCUGGCAAGCCUGGUGAAGAUGGUGAAGCUGGCAAGCCUGGUAAAUCUGGAGAGCGUGGCUCACCUGGGCCCCAGGGUGCACGUGGUUUCCCAGGAACCCCUGGACUCCCCGGGAUCAAAGGACACAGAGGUUACCCAGGUCUAGACGGGGUGAAGGGAGAGGCUGGAGCUGCAGGCGCAAAGGGUGAAGCUGGUUCUCCUGGUGAGAAUGGCGCUCCCGGUCCCAUGGGUCCACGCGGUCUCCCCGGCGAGAGAGGGCGUAAUGGACCUGCUGGUGCUGCUGGUGCUCGUGGUAACGAUGGUCUGCCUGGUCCCGCUGGUCCUCCUGGCCCCGUGGGUCCCGCCGGUGCUCCAGGCUUCCCCGGAUCUCCAGGUUCUAAGGGUGAAGCUGGUCCCACAGGUGCUCGUGGUCCUGAGGGAGCUCAGGGCCCAAGAGGCGAGUCCGGUACCCCCGGCUCUCCGGGCCCCGCCGGCGCUUCUGGUAACCCUGGUACUGAUGGGAUCCCCGGAGCUAAAGGUUCAGCUGGUGCUCCUGGUAUUGCUGGUGCUCCUGGCUUCCCUGGACCACGUGGACCCCCUGGACCUCAGGGUGCAACUGGGCCUCUUGGGCCAAAAGGUCAACAGGGUGACCCCGGUAUUCCAGGAUUCAAGGGUGAACACGGUCCCAAAGGCGAGCUCGGCCCUGCUGGUCCUCAAGGUGCCCCCGGCCCGGCUGGAGAGGAAGGAAAGAGAGGCGCCCGAGGAGAGCCUGGCGCUGCCGGCCCACUCGGACCCCCCGGAGAGAGAGGUGCUCCCGGUAACCGUGGUUUCCCAGGUCAAGAUGGUCUUGCAGGUCCCAAGGGUGCCCCUGGCGAGCGUGGUCAGCCCGGUGUUGGCGGUCCCAAAGGUGCCAACGGUGAUCCCGGCCGCCCCGGAGAGCCUGGCCUGCCCGGUGCCAGAGGUCUUACUGGUCGCCCUGGUGAUGCUGGUCCUCAAGGCAAAGGUGGUCCAUCUGGUGCCGCUGGUGAGGAUGGUAGACCAGGACCCCCUGGCCCCCAGGGUGCCCGCGGUCAGCCUGGUGUUAUGGGAUUCCCCGGACCUAAAGGAGCCAACGGUGAGCCCGGAAAGGCUGGCGAGAAGGGAUUGGUUGGCCCUCCAGGUCUAAGAGGUCUGUCCGGUAAAGACGGAGAGACAGGCGCUGCAGGACCCCCAGGCCCGUCUGGCCCAGCUGGCGAGAGAGGAGAGCAAGGUCCCCCAGGACCUUCUGGAUUCCAGGGUCUGCCCGGACCUCCCGGCCCCCCAGGUGAAGGUGGCAAGCCAGGUGACCAGGGUGUUCCCUCAGAAGCUGGUGCAGCAGGCAGAGCUGGUCCCAGAGGCGAGCGUGGUUUCCCUGGCGAGCGUGGAUCUCCAGGUGCUCAGGGUCUUCAGGGACCCCGAGGUCUGCCAGGAACUCCCGGAACUGACGGCCCCAAGGGUGCGACUGGCCCAUCUGGUGCAGUAGGAGCCCAGGGACCCCCCGGCCUGCAGGGAAUGCCCGGUGAGAGAGGCGCUUCGGGGAUCUCCGGAGCCAAGGGUGACAGAGGUGACGUUGGUGAGAAGGGACCCGAGGGAGCUUCCGGUAAAGACGGUUCACGAGGUCUGACCGGUCCUAUUGGUCCACCCGGCCCAGCUGGUCCUAAUGGAGAGAAGGGUGAAUCUGGUCCCUCUGGCCCUCCUGGAGCAGCUGGAACCCGCGGUGCCCCUGGUGAUCGUGGUGAGAAUGGUCCCCCUGGGCCUGCUGGAUUCGCUGGUCCCCCUGGUGCUGAUGGCCAGCCUGGUGCUAAAGGAGAGCAAGGAGAAGGUGGACAGAAGGGAGAUGCAGGUGCCCCAGGCCCACAGGGUCCUUCUGGAGCUCCUGGCCCACAGGGCCCAACUGGCGUGUCCGGACCUAAAGGUGCCCGCGGUGCCCAGGGACCUCCUGGUGCAACUGGUUUCCCUGGUGCUGCUGGCAGAGUUGGUCCUCCUGGCCCCAACGUAAGAAAACAUUUGUGAUCCGGGUUCGAGCGGGGUGCAGCUCAG